UCCCUAAUUCCUCUUUUCUUUUCCACACAAGCGUAACAGAGAAAUUCUCAGAGGAAGAAGAUGGCUUCGAAUGCAGCAGUUCCGUUUUGGAGGGCAGCAGGGAUGACCUACAUAACGUACUCCAACAUUUGCGCAAAUCUUGUCAGGAACUGCCUCAAAGAACCUUACAAAAGCGAAGCUCUCAAUCGCGAGAAGGUUCACUUCUCUGUAUCGAAAUGGGCAGACGGCAAACCUCAAAAACCAAGUAUAUCUUCCUUCUACUGCUUCUUUAUCAUAUCUGUGUGUGUAGAUCUGGGAGCUGUCUUGAUGAUAUAGGUUUCGUUUGGUUCUUUGAUUUAUUUCAAUUGGAAUCUUCAGUUCUUUUUUUUUU
Messenger RNA from Carica papaya (papaya), 370 nucleotides. Lineage: Eukaryota; Viridiplantae; Streptophyta; Magnoliopsida; Brassicales; Caricaceae. The record is from RefSeq and is a predicted model, not a curated record.